Messenger RNA from Rhipicephalus sanguineus (brown dog tick), 557 nucleotides. RefSeq lists its product as uncharacterized. NCBI's taxonomy places the organism in Eukaryota, Metazoa, Arthropoda, Arachnida, Ixodida, Ixodidae. The transcript is spliced from 5 exons. Bases 84 to 488 code for a protein of 134 amino acids. The record is from RefSeq and is a predicted model, not a curated record.
UGCGGCUCUAGACCCCAGCUGCCAUUACACCUGCAUUAAAAGAGGCUGCCUAGGUGAAUGUCGUUUCUCUGAGCUGGAAAAUCAUGGAAACUCACGCGUUUAUCAUUUUACUGGUAGUCACUACAAUUUCUGAAAGUUUCCCAAAUGAUUCUGGCCCGCAGUCAAAAGGCUCAAAUCCAGAAAAACCAUCGGACGCACAGUUAACAGGUUCAAAUGAAGGACAAGCAUCGGACGCACAGUUAACAGGUUCAAAUGAAGGACAAACAUUGCCUGGAGAAGAAGGUGGACACAACGGUGCCGAAGAAGCACUUGACCUAGUCCUGGGCGACUGCGAUCAGUGUUCCUGUAAGCUCAUUUUGAGACAGGCAAAUGAAGUGGAAAACAAAUGCACUACAAUAUCGGACAUCCGGUGUACGUGCAAUGGAAAUCAUUGUACAAGCAAGGAAAUAUCAAACUGCUUGGCUGACAUGUCUGACACGUCUCGUUAGAAAGAAAGGCUGUGACAGCACAAACCUGUUUCUGACUGAUCAUUCAAUAAAGUUAUGCAUACUUAUCUC